UACGAAAAAGCUAUUCCCGCCGGCGCCUCACCGCGCGCGGAGCAAAACUCCUCCCAUAAACCUCCUCUCGCCCGCCAACCCUCCUUCCGGUCUCCCCUCGUCCCCCCACCUCAACUCGCGCCUCCCUCCUCCCCCAUUCCUCUCCCUCCGAUGGCGAUGCGGCCGCCAUCCUCCGGCUCCUUCUUCGGCGGCCUGCGGGCCCGGGAGCUCAGCGGCGGCGGAGGCUCCUCCGCCCGCGCCUCCGCGGCGCGGCUGCACUACCUCUCCGACCUCGCCUCCGACCCCGGCGGCCGCGGCUGCGGCGUCAUCUCCGUCGACCACGACGGCGACGCCGCCAUCCCUUUCGCCGUCUCCUUCUGCAAGGCGGCGCUAGUCUCCCGCCUCCUGGCCGUCGCCGACGAGGACGGGUACGUUAGCCUCUACGACACCCGCCGGCGCCUCCCCUCCAGAUCCUCGUCCCUAGACAAGUCAGCUGAAACGAGGCUGUCCGAUUGGGUCGCCCACAACAAUGCAAUCUUCGAUGUGUGCUGGAUCAAGGAAGGAUCGCAAUUGCUGACUGCAUCGGGCGACCAAACUGUAAAGAUAUGGAGCUUAGAAAAUAAGAAAUGCCUUGGCGUGCUGUCAGGGCACACCGGCAGUGUGAAGUCACUGUCAUGUCAUUCUUCCAAUCCCGAGCUUAUUGUUUCUGGUUCAAGGGAUGGCUCGUUUGCUCUCUGGGAUCUAAGAUGUGACCCCAAAGCUCCUAAUAGUCAUGGUGAAGCAUGCCUCAGGUCUUCCGCUGUUGUCAAAGAAGCGCAUAGUCCUGUGCGGAAGAGUCGGACGAGGUCUCGAGCAAAGGGAGCUUCAACCAGCAUCACAUCAGUUCUUUAUCUGAAAGAUGAUAUCUCCAUUGCCACUUCUGGUGCUGCAGACAACGUUGUAAAACUUUGGGAUACACGGAACCUUAAAGCGCCCGUUUCCAACAAAACAUCUCAAUCAACAGCACAACCUUCGAAGGAGGGGGUGACACAUGGAAUCUCUUGCUUGUCUCAAGACUCAUAUGGUGCGUACAUAGCUGCGUCAUGCAUGGAUAACAGGAUCUAUCUGUAUAGUGCUCUCCAUAUGGACAAGGGUCCAAUAAAGUGUUACACCGGCAGCAAAAUUGAGUCUUUCUUUGUCAAGUCUGCCAUUAGUCCAGAUGGGACUCAUAUUCUAGGUGGUUCGAGUGAUGGUAACAUAUACUUGUGGCAGGUGGAUCAACCUGAACUUGGCCCUAUAGUUCUAAAAGGCCAUGAGGGUGAAGCUACUUCAGUUGACUGGUGUGCUUUAGAGGUUGGAAAGAUAGUAUCAUCAUCUGAUGACACCACGGUUCGGGUAUGGAAUACCAAGAAAAUAGACUGCACCAACAUAAGCUCCCCGACAGUUAUCCGUAAGAGGGUAACCGCCCCAAAAAUUGAGUGCCCAAGAUCGGCUAGCCAUGAGCAAGCUACUACUUCAAGAGAUGUAGCAGCCUGCAACAGUGCAGGCGGUGAAUUUCCAACCAGUUCACAUUCCCCCCUCCGCCCUAGGGUGUUGGAGUUUGGCACACCUGAGUCUGCAAAAAAGAGAGCCUAUUCUUUGUUCCAGGAGGAGGCCUUGGAGACUAGGAAUAGCCCAGGUGGUCAAACAGACAGUCCCUCUUCAGUCCUAAAUCCACCCCCUUCGCUCAAGAGGAAAACAAUUCGGGACUAUUUUGCCAGUAGCACAUCUUGAAUUUGACACUCUGGCAAAUAGAACGUAUUAUUGAUUCUUAGCUGCUCCAAGGAGCUUUCUUAACUUAUGGCCGAGUGUUGAGCCUUGUUAAGACCUGCAACUUUUGCAAAAUCCCUCUGUGGAGCUGAUGUGGUUAUAUACUCAUGUUUGAUCUGAUGAAGUGUUGCUGUACAUGAUAUUAUUGUUGAAACCAUAUGCUUUCCUCUUUCUAUUGUUUCCUCAUUAGUCUGAAAAAGAUCAAAACCAUAGGUUUUGAUUUUUGAGGAAACCUUGUCAGUCAUUAGUCUAACAAAAUUAAACCUUGUUAGUAGAUUUUUCUAGUGUAUUAUUAGUAAAUAAUGAUUUAUCUGUCAAAAGAUGAUGAUGUUGACAGUUGUCACUUGUAUCAUGAGAGUUCCGGCUUUGCUGCUUUCGUGAUCUGCCAUGUUGGACAAUUGCAUACUCCUGUAAUCCUGUUUGUCCUUUGAGCUGCCAAAGAUUGGUCAGCUUAUCAAAUGGUCCAAGGACCAUGGUCAAUAAUGGAGAGUAUUUAGCAUAAUCAAA
Molecule: messenger RNA, 2274 nt
Organism: Lolium perenne
Lineage: Eukaryota; Viridiplantae; Streptophyta; Magnoliopsida; Poales; Poaceae
Biological process (GO): proteasome-mediated ubiquitin-dependent protein catabolic process
Cellular component (GO): nucleus
Molecular function (GO): protein binding; protein-macromolecule adaptor activity
Source: RefSeq, a predicted model, not a curated record